This is a messenger RNA of Rotaria sordida, 798 nucleotides long. The record is from the annotation of a GenBank genome assembly. NCBI's taxonomy places the organism in Eukaryota, Metazoa, Rotifera, Eurotatoria, Philodinida, Philodinidae.
AUGCACACGGUAUUUCGUAUUGGUGAAAUUAAACAAAUAGAAAGUAACAAAGCACUUUAUCAAGUGGAACUUAAAUUAUCAGCUGAUGAUGAUGAACAACUCCGUGCUCUCACUGAACGUAUAAGAAAGGAGGCUGGAGGUCCGACAGGAUGGAGACGACUGGGUAGAUUACUGCUUAAGAUAGGGCAGCUUAAAAAGGCGGAAGAACUAUAUAUUGCGCUACUCGAACAGUCAUCUAAUGACGAUGAUAAAGCACAUUAUUAUAAUCAACUUGGACUUGUUAAAUAUGAUCAAAGAGAUUACAAGAAGGCUAUUUGGUAUCACGAAAAAGCAAUUGAAGUCAAACAAAAAUCUCUUGCUCCAGAUGAUCCUUUAUUGGCUAUUUCCUACAGUAAUAUUGGUGUAGCGUAUGGCGAAAUAGGAGACUAUGCGAAAGCACUUUCAUUUUACAAAAAAACACUUGAAAUCGAAGAAAAAGCUCUUUCUCCAAAUCAUACUAAUUUGGCUACUACCUACACCAAUAUCGGUGGAAUAUAUUGCAACAUGGGAGAAUAUUCGAAAGCACUUCCAUUUUUUGAAAAAGACAUGGACAUCUGUGAAAAAACUCUUCCUCCAAAUCAUCCUGACUUGGCUACUCCUUACAACAACAUCGGUUUUGUCUACAGAAAUAUACACGAGUAUCGAAAGGCACUCUCAUAUCUUGAACGUGCUCAGGAUAUUUUAGAACGUUCAUUACCUCCUAAUCAUCCUAAGAUUAUAAAUGGACGAAUAGGUAUUGAUGCUAUAAAAAAUUUGUAA